CUAAAUUGGCCACAAGGAGACCAGUCUGCUUUCCUUGCUUUGCAAGUGUUCGAAGAGUUUCGCUGAUAUCGCCACCGGAGGCGUGAGCGCGCGACCCAUUCGACGCGAGCUAUUGCUCGGCACGCCCAAGGCCAGGGGUAGAUCGAUCCCCUCCAUCGAUCGACAAGCGUUUGUAGUGCGCCUUGUUAUCCUUUCAUCCUCCUUUGGGUUUGUCAAGUCGCGUUUCUUUUCUUAUUUCCUUCCCUCUCUACCAUAACCGUCUCUACCUAUUUGCCUGGCGACCGGUCCUCAAUAAUGGCGCCACGGCGAACCCGCAAAUCAGCUCUCACCAGUGCGGUCGCUUCAGCAACAUCCCCAGCGCCGGUGACCACUCCCGUAGUGGAUUCGCCCAUCAUGGCCGACAUUCGCCACAACCAGAAGCGUACUCGCUCCUCUCGAACUUUCGUCCCCGACUCGUCUGAUAACGAGAACGACACGGUCGAAGUGAAACCCUCCGUUCAAUCUGCGCUCGUUCGACGGGUGAUGAAGGAGGUUUCCAUACCCGCCACCAAAUCCAAGAAAGCACUUUCCACUCGUGGGAAGUCCUCCAUAAUGAUUCGGCAACAAGCAGAGCAGGGAAGCUCGAAUGGCUCUCCCUCUCUUGAAAACUCAGACUACGAGACACCGGGAACGAGUAUUUCGACUACGCCGGCUACCUCUGUUCGCCAUGGCAAGAUGCCCGCCGGUACCGGUCUAAGUAAGGCUGCAACUACGUCCUUGAGCACAACCUCCGCCCUCAAGCGAUCGCGCAACACCGUACUGGACUCGGAAACAGAGGACGAGACAAUUGAUAUGGACGCGGAGAUCGCCCUACAAAUGCAGUUGGAGGACGAAGAGGCGGAUGCGCGUCAAAGCAAGCGCCAGAAGGUGGAAGACGAUGACGAAGAUAUAAUCGUGGUGUCUUCGAAGAGGAGAGCCGCACCCUACACAGGAAAGGGCAAGGGUAAAGCCAAGGUGGAAGAGGCCUUCACUGACGACGAUGGGGGUUCGCUGAUCGACGAACUCAUGCUGCCGCCGACCUACAAGGGCAAGGGCAAGGCCCAAGUGGAAGGUUCUCUGCGCAGUCGUAGUCGCUCUGCCCGUUCGAGCGCCAAAAAGGCUCGCUUUACCGAGGCCGAUUUCUUGAAUGACGACGAGUCAGAUGGUGGAGAAUUCCGACCAGACGUUGCAGGCGAUGUAGAGUCCUUGCACGACGACCUCGACACUCCAAUCGCAAGUGAUAGCGAAGAUGAGCCCCUCAUGGUCGCGAGCGCGCGCCUCAAGAAGGUUACGUCAAAGCGUACCAAGGUAGCACGAAGCAAGAAGAAGCUCACAGAUGCCGAACAGCGAGAAGGUGCGCGCCGCCGUGAAAGGUUUGCACAUAUCGAGGACAAGUGGGAGCGAAAGCGCGCUAUGAACCGCGAGCGAGCGGAGCAACAGCACCCGAAGUUGCGCACGAUGUGGGAAACUCUCCAGAAGAUCCCCAUCCUUGAGGUUCAGAGGGCUGAGCAGCCAAAUUCCAUCAGCCGACGACUGAAGCCUUUCCAGCUCGAAGGUCUCAGCUGGAUGGUUCGCCAAGAGCAGACCCAUUACAAAGGGGGACUUCUUGGAGAUGAGAUGGGCAUGGGCAAGACGAUCCAGGCUGUGUCGCUUAUCAUGUCCGACUAUCCUGCAAAACAACCUACGCUUGUGUGUGUUCCACCAGUGGCUCUGAUGCAGUGGUCGAAUGAGAUUCGCGAAUACACAGACAACAAGCUCAAGGUCUUGGUGUAUCACGGUACGAAUACGAAGUGCAAGAAAAUGUCUAGCAAGGAGCUGAAGAGCUACGACGUCAUCAUGGUCUCGUACAACAGCCUGGAGUCACUGCAUCGCAAAGAAACCAAAGGCUGGUCCCGCGGUGAUGAUAUCAUCAAGGAAGCCUCGCCGCUUCACGCCAUUCACUACCACCGCCUGAUCCUUGACGAAGCACACAGCAUAAAGUCACGCAACACAGGUGUAGCCAAGGCUUGUUUCGCUCUCACUGGUAACUACAAGUGGUGCUUAUCUGGCACACCGGUCCAGAACCGAAUUGGAGAGUUCUUCUCGCUCCUCCGUUUUCUAGAGGUUCGGCCGUUCGCAGACUACUUCUGUCGUUCCUGCGACUGCGAGAAGUUGCACUGGGCUACUGACGAUGAUCACAUGUGCAUCGCCUGCAAUCAUGGUGCCUCCGAGCACAUCUCUAUAUUCAACGCGGAGUUGCUCAAUCCAAUCACUGGCGACGACCCAGAACUUCGCGAAGAAGCUCUGACGAAGCUACACAUGAUCACAGCUCGUAUCAUGUUACGCCGUAUGAAGCGCGAUUAUACGAACUCCAUGGAACUUCCGAUGAAGGACAUCAUCAUUCACAAUGAAUUCUUCAGUGAAGUGGAGCGCGAUUUCUCCACUUCAAUCAUGUCAAACUCGUCUCGCAAGUUCGACACUUACGUUGCCCAGGGUGUCAUGCUCAACAACUACGCCAACAUUUUCGGUUUGAUUAUGCAGAUGCGUCAAGUUGCCAAUCACCCAGAUUUGCUUCUAAAGAAGAACGCUGCGGAAGGUGCCGGAAAUGUCUUCGUUUGCAACAUCUGCGACGAGCCUGCCGAAGACGCAGUACGCUCUCACUGCCGCCACGAGUUCUGCCGGUCAUGUAUCAAGGACUUCAUGGAUACGUGCGAGGCGUCUGGAACCGAAGCGGACUGUCCUCGCUGCCACAUUGCCCUCUCCAUUGAUUUCGAGCAACCUGAGCUUGAGCAGGACGAGGAUUCGGUUAAGAAGACUUCGAUCAUAAACCGCAUCAAGAUGGAGAACUGGACAUCUUCAACAAAGAUUGAGAUGCUGAUUUACGACCUGUACAAGCUACGCAGCAAGAAACAGACGCUAAAGUCGAUCGUGUUCAGCCAGUUCACCUCGAUGCUACAGCUCAUUGAGUGGCGUCUUCGUCGUGCUGGUUUUAAUACGGUCAUGUUGGAUGGUAGCAUGACGCCUGCUCAGCGACAGAAGAGCAUUGACCACUUCAUGACGAAUCCGGAUGUCGAAGUCUUUUUGGUGUCCCUCAAGGCUGGCGGUGUCGCUCUCAACCUCACAGAAGCCUCUAGGGUAUUCAUCGUUGACCCAUGGUGGAACCCUGCUGCCGAGUGGCAGUCCGCUGAUCGUUGCCAUCGUAUCGGUCAGAGGCGACCUUGCGUCAUCACUCGCCUCUGUAUUGAAGACAGCGUCGAGUCUCGUAUGGUCGCACUGCAAGAGAAGAAGGCAGCUAUGAUUGCUGGUACCGUCAACAACGACAAGGUCGCUAUGGACCGCCUGAGUCCUGAAGACUUGCAGUUCUUGUUCCGUGGUACCUAGACGCGAGAAUGUAUCGGCAUGCUUACACGAAUAAUGUACAUUAUGGAUUACACGAUUACGGAGUUCACACGGUGGGACACUUAUACCCCAUUACAGGCUUUAGCUUGACGCAUGGCGGUUCCUUCUCACCAUUGGCGCCUAGGAGGCACUUAUCAUGGGGAUUAAAAGGAAGAGCAGUCUAUUUUCCAUGACAUAGAUACACAUAGAGACAGAAUAGUUAGUUACCUCUAUAUGUAAUAGUAUUCACAUC
Cucurbitaria berberidis CBS 394.84 is the source of this 3628-nucleotide messenger RNA. RefSeq names its product helicase SWR1. The coding region runs from base 295 to 3378 and encodes 1027 amino acids. Gene Ontology annotation, molecular function: metal ion binding; ATP binding; ATP-dependent chromatin remodeler activity. Lineage: Eukaryota; Fungi; Ascomycota; Dothideomycetes; Pleosporales; Cucurbitariaceae. The record is from RefSeq and is a predicted model, not a curated record. The transcript has 3 exons.